Molecule: messenger RNA, 660 nt
Organism: Aspergillus melleus
Lineage: Eukaryota; Fungi; Ascomycota; Eurotiomycetes; Eurotiales; Aspergillaceae
Gene: NdufS4
Product: ETC complex I subunit
Exons: 3
Coding region: 1-660 (219 amino acids)
Biological process (GO): electron transport chain
Source: RefSeq, a predicted model, not a curated record
AUGUCGCUCAUGAGAGCAGGAACCGCCGCCUGCUUCCGGGCAGGCAGGCUCGCCGCCCCUUUGAAUGCCCGAUUCGUGGCCACCAACACCGGUCGCGGUGAUCCCUCCGUGAAAACCAACCCUUCUGACGCCCCGGCUGUCCCUCCCAAGGACAGCUCGAUCAUCCAGCAGGAGACGCCUGCCCAGGCAAUGGCUCGUCACCAGCCCGAUUACGAGGCUACCAUUGACCACGGCACCUCGCUGUUCUCUCCCGUUCCCAAGCGCGUGAUGGAUGGCAGUGAGCCUGGCGAAACUGUUCCUGCUGCCGUUCUGUCCGGCGCUCCCACCGAUCUGCAGGCCCGUACUGUCCGGAUCUACCGUCCCACUAAGCCCGCCACGCAGUCUGGAAACUGGCACUCUCACCACUGGAGAAUGGACUGGGAUAUUUUGCAGAAGGGACACCGCUGGGAGAACCCUCUAAUGGGAUGGCAGUCGUCUGCUGAUUGCAUGCAGGGCACGAACUUGAAAUUCAAGUCGAAGGAGGAUGCCAUCUUGUUCGCGCAGAAGCAGGGAUAUGAAUACUUCGUUCAGGAGCCGAACGAGCGUCGAUUCGUUCCCAAGGCUUACGCCAAUAACUUCAACCACGAACCGAAGAAGCUCAAGCACAUCAAGACGAAAUAA